AUGCGUUAUUUACUUACUUUGAGUUCUUUCGUCGCUGCUGUGCUGGCCGCUGCUCGUACAAGCGCCCCAUCGGGUGCCCUAACCGUCGGAUCGAAAGGAACUUACUCUACCUUCCAAAAAGCCGUUAGUGCUCUUAGCACCACAUCCACCUCAGCUCAAAGUAUUUUCAUCUACUCUGGAACAUACUCGGAACAAGUGACCAUACCCGCCUUGAAAGGAAAGCUCACCGUCUACGGCUACACCAAGGAUACCAGCUCAUACACCGACAAUGUCGUCAACAUUGAGCACAGCUCCUCCCUCUUGAGCGGAGCCGCCUCCGACGAAGAAACCGGAACCGUCAUCAACUUGUCAGAAAACACCGCUUUCUACAACAUCAACAUCAAGAACACCUAUGGAAAGGGUUCCCAAGCCAUUGCUUUGGCCGCCUACAAUACUGAGCAAGGCUACUACGGUGUUGGUCUCUACGGAUACCAAGAUACCCUCCUCACUCAAACCGGUAACCAAGUUUAUGCCAAGUGCUACAUUGAGGGAGCCGUUGACUGGAUCUUCGGUCAACACUCUGUCGCCUGGUUCGACGGCUCGGUGAUUGCUGCCUCUGCUGGUGGUGGAUGCAUUACCGCCAAUGGCCGUGCAUCUAGCUCCGACCCAUCAUUCUACGUCAUCAACAAGUGCACCAUCACCACCAGUUCUUCCUCGACCGCCGGUUCCAAAACCGUCUAUCUUGGUCGUCCAUGGACCGAGUAUGCUCGUGUCGCUUACCAAAAAUCUUCCCUUGGCAGCAUCAUCGAGAGUGCCGGAUGGUCUGAAUGGUCCACCAGUGCCCCGAGGACCGGUGAUGUUCUCUUUGCCGAGUAUGAUAACUCUGGCCCUGGUGCUUCGGGUACCCGUGCUUCUUUCGCUUCCACUUACUCUACUGCCUACACUAUCUCGGGUGUCUUGGGUAGCUCCUACUCUUCAUGGGUUGAUACUACGUACCUCUCUUAA
Molecule: messenger RNA, 984 nt
Organism: Sclerotinia borealis F-4128
Lineage: Eukaryota; Fungi; Ascomycota; Leotiomycetes; Helotiales; Sclerotiniaceae
Source: the annotation of a GenBank genome assembly